Xenopus laevis (African clawed frog) is the source of this 1115-nucleotide messenger RNA. RefSeq names its product nicotinamide N-methyltransferase. The transcript has 2 exons. Lineage: Eukaryota; Metazoa; Chordata; Amphibia; Anura; Pipidae. The record is from RefSeq and is a predicted model, not a curated record. Bases 454 to 1002 code for a protein of 182 amino acids.
ACAUUGUUACUGAAUCGUUGAAUUUUGCUGAAUUUCAAACUUCAGUUUUGAACAAAAAUGACUUCCUGCUUUCAGUGGCUUCUACUCAAUAUAAGCAUAACCAUGAUAAAGAGUAUGAUCCUUGCAUUUUAUUUGAAACAUACUUGGGGACCGAUAUGGAUGCUUCCAAGAACCAGUUGAUAGAAUAUCCUAUUAAAGUUCUUCGGGAUAUAUUGUCUUCAGGUAUGACACAGACACAUACUCUCCUGGAUACAAUAGUCUCAAAAGUCCCAAAUUUAAAUAUUAUUAUUUGAAUUUUGUGAGUUCUUGUCGCUUGACUUUUUUUGCUGGCUUUAGCUGUGUACAAUCUGCAAAUAUAAUCUUAUAGUUGUGCUAUUGCUUUUUUAUUUAUCUGAUGCAGGUUUAGUGAAAGGGGAAACUCUGAUUGAAACUCUGAUUGCUACUUCAUCGUUUAUGCAUAUGUUGGUGGCUGCUGAUUACUUUGACAACAUCAUCAUGUUACACUCCUGUGAAUCAUGUGAACAAGAGGCACAGAAAUGGUUAAACAAGGAACAAGAAGCCAUAGACCACUCUCACCUUACAACCUGUGUCUGUGGUCUUAAAGGGGAAUGCACAACAUGUGAGGAUCAUGAAGAAAAAACCACAACAGCCAACAAACAGGUGGUACGAUGGAACAUUACCAAAGAGAACCCACUUGAUGAUGUUGUGUUGCCCCAAGCAGACUAUGUGCUCAGUUUUGCAUAUUUGGAUCUUGUUAGUAAAGAUCAUGAGAUGUAUCUAAAACUUCUAAAACAAAUCUCCUCCCUUGUGAAGAUAGGAGGUCACCUGAUAAUGCUUGGAGCCCUUAAUGAAACGUACUACAUGUUAGGCCAACACAAGUUUUCUACCCUGGCUUAUGAUGAACAGUUUGUACGAAAGGCUCUGGCAAAGAACGGGUUUAUUAUAGAGAGAUUUGGGAAAGAGAAAAGCAGAUAUAAUUCUGGUUUGUGUGAUUAUGAAUAGUUGACAUAUUCGGUAUCCCAAAAGUUAAAGAGAGGCCUAAAUUCCUGAAUCUCCAAAGAUGAAGCUGUGUUCAUUUUAUUGAUUACAUUGUUGUUCUUUAACCCUUUAAGUGC